Molecule: messenger RNA, 1611 nt
Organism: Adineta ricciae
Lineage: Eukaryota; Metazoa; Rotifera; Eurotatoria; Adinetida; Adinetidae
Source: the annotation of a GenBank genome assembly
AUGACUCAUGGAGAAAAAUCGUUUUGGAGAAUCUCCAACAUAAUUAUGAGUGAAAAGAUUAAGAAACGUCGAAAUGUUUGUCGAUUAACUGUUGUUAAAAUAGUCGAUAGUGGUCCAAUUCCAUCAAAUCAUGCUGAUUCGGAUGAUGAACAAAUCUCGUCACGUGAUCACAUAACUCGUCAAUCACCACAACAGAAACGACCAAUUUCACCCACGCCGACAUUAAAUAUUGCGCAUAAAAAACUUCGACUUGAGCAAACAACAAAUUCUGUUCAGAAAAAACCAGUACAAUCGCUGACAAAAUCUGAAAACUCUAGUAAAACAACGGCAAAUACGAAAAAACCCAAAUUAGCAUUAUGUAAAGCAUCAUCUAUAACAGAAGAGAAAGUAUCGAAGUCUUCAUCAGUAAAAGAAUCGAAUCAAUCAUCAAUUGUCAAUGACAAAUCGAAAAAUUCAUCAUUAUCAAAGCCGCCUUCAUCAAUGAAAUUAGUUAAAUCUCAUUCAAUGAACGAUGUGAAAUCUUCUAGUCAAUCCAUUCCGAAUUCUACUAAGAAAAAAGAACUUGUUGUUUUUUCGCCACCGAAAUCUAAACCAAUCAGUAAUUCUCAGCCUGCAGUUAAAAAGUCAAUCACGAAGAAUCCACCAAAAACAUCGAUUAAAACCGAACAGCUAUCGACAUCAAUCGUGAAAUCCCCUUCUACUAUCGUACUUAAACAAGAAACAGCCUCACAAUCAUCAACAAAUAAUAUUCCUUCGAGUAAUGCAAAGCCAUCGACGUCACUUAACACUCUGAAAAAGAUCCCGAAGAAGCCUGUCUCAUCAUCAACACCAUCUGCAGAAAAACAAUCACGUUUAUCCAUGCCAACUUCAUCAUUAAAGCCAACUUCGACUCGGGAAUUGCAAAGACAAACCUCAUUAUCAUCAAAACCUAAAUCAAGUAUAAAACGCGAACAUUCUUUGCCAACUAUUAGUACUGUCAGUAGUAAGAAACAAUCAGAAAAGAGUAAGAUUGUUAAAGAUUCUAAAUUAUCAUGUUCAAAGCAAUCUAAUCUACCUCCAUCGUCAUUGCAUUCUCACUCAUUAGUAUCUACUGAACCCUCAGUAGUUUUCUCAACACCGCCAGCUAUUGAUACAUCUCAAUCAUCGACUGUGAAAUCACCUUCUGUUCAAGUAUUCCCAACUGAAGAUCCACUAUUACCAUCUUCUAUGGAUAUCGAUACACAAUUAUCAGAUAAAUCCAGUCCACAUGAACAAACUUUGACCAAAGCUACUGUUAAUCAGAUGUAUUAUUCUGAUCAGUCAGAAGAUCCAAAUGAUAGUGAAAGUUCUGAGGAGGAAAAUGAAGAUGAAGAUGAAGACGAAGAAGAUUUACCUAGUAGUCUUACUAAUGAUGAUCUACGGUACAAGCUUAUUUAUAUUUAUAAUCGAUUUCAACUAAAUUCAAUGAAUGAUCUUAUUAUCUUUGUUCGAUUUUUUAAACGACAUCAAUUAAUUGAUAUAUCAACAUUAUCAAUGACGAAGAAAUCUGACGAAAUGUUUACUUAUGACCUAUUUUCUCUUAGUCCAUCACAUAUCGGUGAAUUAGCUAAUGAUCUUGGUUAUACAAAUUGA